AUGUUUCGUGUUGGUCGUAUCAAUCGUUUCAAUCCGAUUGCCUUGAGAAAGGUUACUUGCAGGAAUGUCGCAACUUCAGUUCCCGUAAUUUCGGAUAUAGAAAAAAAAUGGAAGUCACUUUCUGUUGAUGAACAAAGUAGCAUUUCAAAGCAGCUUGAAGAACUCCAAAAACAAGAUUGGAAUAAGAUAUCUGUCGAAGAAAAAAAAGCAGCAUACUAUAUUUCUUUUGGCGCCCACGGUCCAAGAGAGCCACUGACAAAACCAGGCCAUGUGAGCAAGAUGAUUGCUGCAGUUUCUGGUAUUGUUGCUGUCUCUUAUGGGAUCUUUUACAUGACCCGGAAAGCAGUCCCCGAAAAACCGGUGUCCCUAACCAAAGAAUGGCAAGAAGCUACAAAUGAAAAGUUGCUUCAGCAAAAUAUCAAUCCCAUAUCUGGUAUAUCUUCUGAAGGAUAUAAGGGAAAAGGAUAUGUGACCGAGAAAUAA
This is a messenger RNA of Acaulospora morrowiae, 483 nucleotides long. The record is from the annotation of a GenBank genome assembly. NCBI's taxonomy places the organism in Eukaryota, Fungi, Glomeromycota, Glomeromycetes, Diversisporales, Acaulosporaceae.